GCCGGAGCCGGGGCCGGAUCCUCCCUCGGAGCGGGGGCCGUGCGGGGGCGGGCGCCGCGGGCAAUAAAGGCGCUGGGUGCAGCCGCGCGUCCGCGCCUCUCUCGGGGCCGUUGGCGGCGGCCGUUGGCGGCGGCGAUGCGGGCGGCGCUGGGGCUGGUGGCGCUGGGGCUGGUGGCGCUGGGGCUGCCGGCGCGGGGCAUCGGCCCCGGGGGAGAGGUGCCCGGGCAGCCCCGGUCCCCGGCACAGCCCCGGUCCCCGGCACAGCCCCGCCGCCAAGCCCCGCCGCGCUCCCGCGCCUACAGCAUCCCCAUCGCGGGCACCCCCCGCACCGUGCGCCUGCGGCAGCAAGUGUUCUUGCCAGAGGAUCUCAGGAUUUAUACGGACGGCCGAGGGGGGCUGGCGAAAUCCGAGCUUGCGCGUGUCGAGCGUGACUGCUUCUACGAAGGCUAUGUGGAGGGUUUCCCGGUGUCACUCGUGGCACUUAGCACCUGCUCUGGACUGAGCGGGGUCCUGCAGCUCGCAAAUACCAGCUAUGGGAUCAGGCCUUUGGAGGCUGCAGCUGGGUAUCAGCACCUCGUUUAUCAAAUGCGGAAUGAAAAUGUAGAGAUGCAGCCAUUUGUAGAAAACAGCUCCCUUGCCUGGGCUGCAGAGGUGUCACCGGAGCCGUGGGAAGGAGCAGCAGGCAAGGAAGCUGUCCACAGAUCCCCACGAUAUCUGGAAAUGCAUGCAGUUUUGGACAAAGCUCUGUAUGAAUACAUGGGAGCAGACAAGGAUGCUGUGACAGCCAAGAUAGUCCAGCUUUUCAGCUACGUGAACAGCAUGUUUACACACCUCAAUCUGACGAUAGUACUCUCUUCACUGGAGUUUUGGACAGAAAAGAACAAAAUUCCUACCACGGGAGAUGCUGAGGAGUUGCUGCAGAGAUUUUUGCAGUGGAAAAACAUGCAUCGUGUUUUGCGGCUAGAGGACAUAACAUUCUUAUUCGUUUACAGGGAGCAGUCCCCUUCUGUGGGGGUAUCUUCUGCGAAGAAGCUGUGUCUCAAGAACCACGCUGGAGGGGUUGCCUUGGUACGCAGUCUGUUUGUACCCCUAGCCUCCGUGUGUUGGCACGGUGCUGAGCUGUGCCUCCAGUACCGAAGCGCAAUGACACUGGAGGCAUUCUCAGUCGUCGUGGCCCAGCUGCUGGGGCUCAGCCUGGGGAUGGUGUACGACGACCCCAGGAGCUGUCACUGCGCAGGAGCCGUCUGCAUAAUGCAGCCCAGUGCGGUGCACUCAGCUGGCACCAAAGCCUUCAGCAGAUGCAGCAUAAGAGACUUUCAGCGUUUCCUUGCCACUGGAGAAGGGCAGUGUCUGUUGAACAGGCCAACGAUGGACGUGUCGUAUAAAGCUCCUGUGUGCGGCAACAAAGUGGUGGAGCCAGGAGAGGCUUGUGACUGCGGGUCAGCAGAGGAGUGCCGGCGUGAUCUGUGUUGUACUGUGGGGUGCAAAAGGAGGAAAGGGGUGCAGUGCCUGUCAGGACCAUGCUGCUGGAAGUGCAAGUUUGCGAAAAGCGGCACGUUGUGUAGAACCAGCCCCGAGGACGAGUGUGAGCUGAAGGAAUAUUGCAACGGCACCUCUGGGGAGUGCACACCCAACCAGUGGGUCAUGGACGGGCAUCCCUGCAGCAGGAACACCGCCUUUUGCUACAGAGGAGUUUGCCAGACAGCUGACAAGCAGUGUCAGGAGAUCUUCGGCAAAGGGGCCAAAAAUGCACCCUUGGCCUGCUACGAGGAAAUUAAUGGCCAAAGGGACAGAAUGGGACACUGCGGCUCCAAUCACAGCGGGUACCACAGCUGUGCAUGGAAGAAUCUCCAAUGCGGGAAGCUCAUCUGCGAAUAUCCAGGUAAUGUGCCUUUCACCAAGGAGAAGGCUGCGGUGAUUUAUGCUCGGGUGAAGAACACGCUGUGCGUCACACUGGACUACAUGAAGCCUCCCACAGAGAGGGACCUGAUGCUGGUGAAGGAUGGCACUGUCUGUGGUGACCACAAGAUCUGCAUGAAACAGAAGUGUGUGUCUGCUGCUGUCUUGAACUAUAAUUGUGACAUAAAGACAAAAUGCAACAAUCAUGGGGUGUGCAAUAACAAAGGGACUUGCCAUUGCCAUCCUGGCUGGAAGCCACCAAACUGCCAGGAGAAAGCAGGGAGGCAGGGAGGGAGCAAAGACAGCCCGUUCAGCGCUGAUGAAGCAGGCCUGCAGAACAAGGACCCGCUGAAGAUGUGGCUGCUUCUCACCUUCUGCCUCUUUGUGCCCGUCCUCAUCGGGCUCAUCCUCAUGGUGGUGAAGAGAAAGGAGCUGAGGCAAUGUCUCUCCACGGAGCAGCUGGAAAUAGACGAGUCUGAAGAUAAAGAAAGCACUGAGGAGGAAGGGAGCGCGUUGGAUGCACAGCAGCAUAGCUGGAGAGGACUUUAAAUCUGCCUGCGGGGGGGCUCUGGACUUUGGGGAGCACUGGAAGGAAGACGCAGCAGCACAGCGCACAGAUAUGUUUGUGGUCCCAGGCUUGGGAUUUAAUCCGCAACAGCCACGUGGUCCCCCUUGGGGCUGUGCACCAGGGGUGUUGAAGCCUGUUUGAGGGAUGCUAAGUCUGUAGUUUGUGUUUUUUUGUGUGUUGUUCAAUAAAAG
Oxyura jamaicensis (ruddy duck) is the source of this 2658-nucleotide messenger RNA. Its product is annotated as disintegrin and metalloproteinase domain-containing protein 2-like. Gene Ontology annotation, cellular component: plasma membrane. Gene Ontology annotation, biological process: binding of sperm to zona pellucida; cell adhesion; proteolysis. Lineage: Eukaryota; Metazoa; Chordata; Aves; Anseriformes; Anatidae. Bases 136 to 2448 code for a protein of 770 amino acids. The record is from RefSeq and is a predicted model, not a curated record. Gene Ontology annotation, molecular function: metalloendopeptidase activity. The transcript has 19 exons.